AUGAGCCGAGGCCGCAGCGAGGCCGCAGGGGCCGCCCGCCGGCCGGCGACAGCGCCUGACCCCCGCGAGCCCGGCCGGGGGCGCUCCCAGCAGGUGGACACGAGGCCCGCUGGGCCCCCGAGGCCCCCCUCACCCCGCAAGCCGCACCCGGACACAAAGCCCCCGGAGAACGUCCCAACACCCGCACGACUAAGCCAAAGCCCCCGCAGGUGCCCGCGGCGCGGCCCCACGCGGCCCCAGCAGCCCCCAACGCCUCCCUCCCUCCCGCCGGCCGGAAGUGACGUCGUGCCCCGGAAGCGUCCAGGACGGCCGGACGGCACAGCCCACUUCCCUCGGUCUAUCCCACGCCGCGACGCCUUCGAGCCCCGCCCCCGCCCUUGUCCUCGGCCUAUCCCGCGCCGCGUCGCCUUCGAGCCCCGCCCCACGCCUUUGCCUUUGGCCCAUCCCUUGCCGCGCUCGAACCCCGGCCCCGCCCCCUCCUUCGCCUUUUCCCGCGCAGCCGGGUCCUGCUCCGGCCCUCGCCCACAACCUGUCCCGCGCCGCACCGCCUUCGAGCCCCGCCCCCGCCCUCGCCUCCGACCUAUCCGGAGCCGCGCUCGAGCCCUGCCCCCGUCCUCGCCCCCAGCCUAUCCCGCGCCCCAUCGCUUUCGAACCCCGCCCCCGCCCUAG
Molecule: messenger RNA, 669 nt
Organism: Zalophus californianus (California sea lion)
Lineage: Eukaryota; Metazoa; Chordata; Mammalia; Carnivora; Otariidae
Product: extensin-like
Exons: 2
Coding region: 1-669 (222 amino acids)
Source: RefSeq, a predicted model, not a curated record